Molecule: messenger RNA, 798 nt
Organism: Adineta ricciae
Lineage: Eukaryota; Metazoa; Rotifera; Eurotatoria; Adinetida; Adinetidae
Source: the annotation of a GenBank genome assembly
AUGCGACAUUCUGAACGGUUAGAUUCUGUUUUACAAAAUCGUGAUUGGCCAGCGGAAGCUUUCAUUAAUGGAGUCUACGUUCCUCAUGUGAGGCAAUUACCAACAGUGUUACCACAUCGCGCAGAUCCCUAUGAACACGUUCUCGACACGCCGUUGAGCAGAUAUGGAAAAGAUCAUGCGAAACGUACAGGAGAAUUCUUUCGUUCGUUAAAUCUAAUCCCUGAUCAAGUUUAUACGUCACCAGCGAUGCGUUGUAUUCAAACUGCUGAUUCUGUUCUUCAAGGUUGCGGCAAUCGGAGAAAUAUACCAUUGAAAAUUGACCUUGCUCUCCAUGAACCAGUACGACGAGAAUUACCAUUACAAUCGGCGAAUUUCUUUGCAUCAGCAGGUUUUAACGUUGAUCUUUAUUAUCAGCCGACGUUUCCAUCGAACGACAGUCGUCUCAUAUAUGGUGAAACACGCUUAGAUUAUUUUCGUCGAACGCAUUUUGUAUUGAAGAGAAUUAUCGAUAGGUUAUUGACUCGAGGUAGAAAAGGACUAUCCUUCUCACCGCCAACGGUACUCAUCGUCACCCAUCGAGCUAGUGUGACAUUACUUGCAUCUAUGCUCAAUCUCGAUGAUGUAGAUGAUAAAUUAACGUAUCUUAUCGAACUAGAAAACAAUAAACGUAACGAAGUAAAUUUUCUGUCGAUGAUCGUAGCGGAAUAUGAUGCAUCAAUUGGUCUAUGGACAUUCAUAUCUGACUUUGCUCAAAUGCGUAAAACUCGACGUAAUUACUACUGGUCCCUUCAGUUAUAA